AUGAAGACGACCUGGAAGGACAUCCCCCCGGUGCCUACUCAGCAGGAGUUCCUGGACAUUGUCCUGAGCCGAACCCAGCGCAAGCUGCCUACGCAGAUUCGCGCCGGUUUCAAGAUCAGUCGUAUUCGAGCUUUCUACACAAGAAAGGUCAAGUUCACACAGGAGACCUUUUCUGAGAAGUUUGGCGCCAUCCUCGACAGUUUCCCUCGUCUGCAGGACAUCCACCCAUUCCACAAGGAUCUCCUCAACACACUCUACGAUGCCGACCAUUUCAGAAUCGCCCUUGGUCAGAUGUCAACCGCCAAGCACUUGAUUGAGACCAUUUCUCGCGAUUAUGUCCGUCUCAUCAAGUACGGUCAGUCUCUGUUCCAGUGCAAGCAGCUCAAGAGGGCCGCUCUUGGUCGCAUGGCCACUCUCCUCAAGCGACUCAAGGAUCCCCUCAUGUACCUCGAUCAGGUCCGCCAGCAUCUCGGACGUCUGCCAUCGAUCGACCCCAACACCCGAACACUGCUUAUUUGCGGUUACCCCAAUGUUGGAAAGUCUAGUUUCCUCAAGAGCAUCACACGCGCCGAUGUCGAUGUCCAGCCUUAUGCCUUUACCACAAAGAGUCUGUUCGUCGGUCACUUCGACUACAAGUAUCUCCGCUUCCAGGCCAUUGACACCCCUGGUAUUUUGGACCAUCCUCUUGAGGAGAUGAACACCAUCGAGAUGCAGAGUAUUACCGCCAUUGCCCAUUUGAGGUCAGCCAUCAUGUACUUCAUGGAUCUUUCAGAGCAGUGUGGAUACACUGUCAGCGCUCAGAUCGCCCUCUUCAAGAGCAUCAAGCCCCUCUUCUCCAACAAGCUUGUCUUUGUUGUCGUUAACAAGAUCGACGUGACCCGGCCCGAAGACCUCGAGCCUUCCGUUCAGGCUGAGCUUGAGGGAAUCCUCAAGUCCGGCGAGGUCGAGCUCCUCCAGUUGUCUUGCAACACCCAAGAGGGUGUCCAGGAAGUCAAGAACGCCGCUUGCGAGCGCUUAAUCGCCGAGCGUGUGAACCAGAAGCUCAAGGCUGGCACCAACAACAGCGGAGAUAUUGGCGGCCGACUGGCUGAUGUUAUGUCCCGUAUUCACGUCGCUCAGCCCAUGGGUGGUCAGACUCUGGAGACAUUCAUUCCUCAGGGUGCCAAGGAUCGUAAGAAGUACGACAAGGAGGACCCCGAGCGCCGAAGACUCGCCAGAGAUGAGCAGGACGAGAACGGUGGUGCUGGUGUGUUCAACGUUGACAUGAAGGCCGACUACAUGCUCGAGAACCCUGAGUGGAAGUACGACAAGGUUCCCGAGUUCUACGACGGCAAGAAUGUCUACGACUUUGUCGAUCCUGACAUUGAGGCCAAGCUCCUGGCUCUUGAGGAAGAGGAGGAGAAACUCGAGGAAGAGGGCUUCUACGAGUCCGAAGAGGAGAUUGACGAUGAUGAGGAGGCUGAUGUCCUGCGCAAGGCCGAGCUCAUUCGCGAGAAGCAACAGCUCAUCCGCAAUGAGGCCCGCAUGAAGAAGCGCCUCAAGAACCAGGCCAUCAUCCCCCGCAAGCUCAUGAAGAAGCCGCUCUCCGAGUUCGAGGACGCCCUCGACCAGCUCGGUGUCGACACCACCGACAUCGCCGACCGCGCCCGAUCACAAUCCCGUGGCCGUGCUCGUUCCAGGUCUCGCAUGGGCACCGAAGACCCCGAUGCCAUGGAUGUCGAUGGUCGCACUCCUCGCGAGCGUGUCCGCUCUUUAAGCCGACCUGCAAGCCGUGCUCCCACAACCAGCCGUCGCGACGACGGUAUUGUGGACGACGCCAACCGAACCAAGGCCGAGCGUAUCGCCAAGCUCAACCAGAAGCGCAUGAACCGUAUGGCCCGACAGGGAGAGGGAGAUCGACACACAACCGCCUCUAUCACCAAGCAUUUGGUUGUCGGCAAGCGUGGCAUGGGCAAGACAAACCGCAGAUAG
Messenger RNA from Fusarium sp. VM40, 1971 nucleotides. Lineage: Eukaryota; Fungi; Ascomycota; Sordariomycetes; Hypocreales; Nectriaceae. The record is from the annotation of a GenBank genome assembly.